AUGCUUACACCAUUUUCUAUCAAUUAUAUAGGAAAGACGGCGCCGCGUCUCAUUCAUGAUGUCCAGCUGUAUGAUCCAGCACACUACCCAGACACAGGCCGUAAUCUCCUCUCAGAAACUCCGCCCAUUUACCCAGAAGGCUACAACGGCCCACCUGGAUUCAUAUCACCGGAAGCAUGCCGACACGACUAUGUCCUGAAAGAAGACCAAACCUUCAUGUCUGAGCCAGAGCACCGGAGAAGGCCAGGCACAUCGUCCAAGGUCUCAGCCAUAUGCACAAAGUGCCGUUAUCAUCUUCAAGUGGUGGUCAACUACACGACUCACAUCAGUACAUUCAGUCAGAAACAAGGGAAACACUUACAUCAUUUGGUCUACCAAUCAGGACGGCAGAAGAAUGGCCUUGCGUUGCCCGAAGAAACUCCCAAAGGGCAGGUUGCGGAGACGUACCACUACCAAUGUUCCUACAUCUCAUGCUCGGCUAUGGUAUCUUUGCGGAUUCUUUCACCAAUUCUGAGCCCGCAAUCUAUACGCUUGAUGACCGAUAAAGAGUUGUUGCGGAAACGAGCUGAAGAGGCCACUGCAACGUAUGCUGAGUCCAUGGAAGGCAUGGGUGAUCCGCAGCCGCUGAACGUAUUGGAUAACCUGCGCCUGUACAUCACGAAUGCCCUACGAAAUCCACAACGAAGCAAGCCCAUUUCCUCCGUCAAUAAGAGGUUCAUGCACUCUUUCGGCGUGGAAGGUGCUGCUUGUAAAGAAUUACUUGAAUUUCUAGAGUUCAUGUACAAUAAGGAUACUGGGGCAUGGCACCCGCCUAAACCGACCUCCAACGCUGAAAAGCCUUACCAAGACACGAUGCGUCUCUUUCUCGACGACCUGCUGCAUGAAUUGCUAGUCCUGAUACAUCUCAGAUCAGCCUCAGAAAGAAAAGGAUUCCAGAUUCCUAAUCUUCCUUCCUCGGCGAUCCCCGUUAUUUCCUGCGCUCUAGAAGCGCAAGACUGUUCGUACAUUGUGACCCUUAGCCCUAGAAAAUUACGCCUGACUUCUGUUGCAGAUCCGACAGCUAUGCGUUACAAGGAAUUCGAGAUGGCUCAUGCUCCUUUCUAUGAAGACCUGGGGUUGGUGGAGGAUAUGUCCUCGUCGGCUGUGGUCGAAGCAUACGAUCGACAGAUCUUAACCGAUCCUGGCAGGACCCCGAUGUACUUGUCUGCUCUCAAGGCUGUCGGCUGUCUUCGUGGUGACCAAGACAAGGAAGUCAUCGACAUAGCUGUCCAAGCAGCUUAUGAACAAGGAAAGUACGCCGUUGAGGACGUUGUGGGCGCGUAUCAGUACUUUAAUCUUCACUUCGAUGAUCCAAACCUCACUGAAGACAGUAUCAUUGGCAAAUUCUAUGCCUUCGUGAGCUCGACAACGCAAGAUACUGAAGCUCGUCAGCAGUUGUGGCGGAUUGGCGACUCCAGGGGAAGCACGCGCAUCAAAGCGGCAUCAGAAGAUCGUGUGUCGAUAGAGUCACUUGUCUCCAAAGGGGAAUGUGUGCUAAUUUUGACAACAGGUGUUUCUACUGUUGAACAAGCGAAUGUCUUCUUGGGAGUUGAGGAUCAGACCCCCGAUGACUUUGUCAUGACUAUGUACACCGCCAAGGUCAAUGACAACCCACUUACCAAAGAACUGGCGAAACGCGCCGUGGCACUCAUUGCCGAGUCCCGCAAAUCGGUCGCAUUGAAUCAUUUCAUCAAUACCGGAGAGAUGAUUGCUGGUGAAAUGGACAUCGGUGAUGCCUAUCGUCUACUCCAAAUCCCUGAUCGAACUGUCGAUGAUGGGGCAAUCAUAGCCGCAUAUACAAUCUGCAUUGAUGAAAACCCAGGGGAUGCCGAAAGAUACAACCAGGCUCUGACGAUCAUUGCCAAGCAACUGGACAGCUCUACGUUGAGGAAUAUGGCAGGUGUCUCCAACGAGCCGGAUAGGAGCAUGGGAGAUUGGCCGGUCGGACUACAAAACAUCGGCAAUACAUGCUAUCUCAACAGCCUGUUGCAGUUUUAUUUCUCCGUCCGUCCUUUCCGUGAGUUGGUCUUGGAUUACGAACGCUUCCAAAUGGAUCUUAAUGACGAGGAAAACCUCGCAAAGAAACAAGUGGGCUCGCGAAAGGUGACGAAGAAGGAGGUCGAGCGAUCUCAGCGAUUCCUUAACGAGCUCCGGACUUUGUUCCGUAGCAUGAUCUCCUCAUCACAAAUCUCGGUUACUCCCGGCCAGGAACUUGCUCGGUUGACCCUGAUUAGCCCAAGCAACGAGGCGGCAAUACGUCGUCGGUCGACGAUCACUGCUACUAGACCCGAGAUUCUUGGUGACAUCAACGGUGCUCCUAUUCUGGGACCCCUUGGGCCUCCACAAACCCUCCUUGGGGGUCGUAUGGAGCCAGUUUCUUCAUCUAGCCAAACUGAUCCCGCACCUAUUCAAAACUCGGCCGCCAGUGAUGACGGCAGCGAUGCAACAUUGGUCUCCGAUAAUAGCAUGAACGAUGCACCUGGACUCUUCGUUGAGGAUAAGGAGAACAACCCCCCGGACUUGGACCAGCUGUCAGACCAAGCAGAGGCAGGAUCUCCCCAGGAUAUGAAUAUCGACACAGACGACGUUGCAUCAGCCAAUGUACCCCCAUCCCUCCCUCCUCGGAACGUCCCCCAAGUUGAUCGGGAAAAGCAAUUAAAGGAGGAGGUAGAAAUUGGUGCCCAACAGGAUGUGACAGAAGUCAUCAACAAUGUUCUGUUCCAAAGCCAGUGCGCCAUCAAGCCUCGGGGCAUUGGCAGUGACGGUGAGCAACUUGACCAGAUCAAAGACUUGUUCUACGGUCAAACCCGCUCUUACAUCUCCACCGAGAAAGGCACACGUUCGAAGGACGAACGGUGGUGUGAUGUCAAGGUUGAUGUUGCUCAUGGAUCUCGAAACAUCUACGAUGCCAUCGAUGGGGCAUUUGAUAUCCAAAAGAUUAGCGUGGACAACUCUGUGGCUGAGCAAUUCGCUUCUAUCAGCCAGCUUCCCCCUGUUCUCCAGAUCCAGGUGCAACGGGUUCAGUUUGAUCCUGUGAAGAAAUGCUCGUUCAAAUCUACAAAUCAUCUCGAGUUGCUUGAGACUAUCUACAUGGAUCGAUACAUGGACACCAAGAAUCCGGAUGUUGUGGAUCGACGAAACCAAUGCUGGGAGUGGAAGGCGUCCCUGAAGAGGCUCGAGGCUCGCCGAGAAGAGCUUCUCAGGACAAAGGAGGGUGCCGGCGUCGACAUGGCAACAUUGUUCCGUAGAGUCAAAACCGCGCUACAGGAUGUAGACUCCAUUGAACACGACACCGAGACCGGAGUCGGAGCCGGAGUAGAAUCCGGUUCCAUGAAUGCUGUGGCUAGUACAGAGUUACUGGACAAGCUCGAGUGCCUUGCCCAUAAAGCAGAGACCGACCUGCAAGCUAUCGACCAAGAAAUCAAGGAUACGCGGACCAUGCUUUCCAGCCAAUUUGCUGAUUUCCAUAACCUCCCAUAUCGUCUGUACGCCGUUUUUGUGCAUCACGGGUCAGUCUCAUUUGGCCAUUACUACAUCUACAUCUUCGACUUUGACAAGAAGAUAUGGCGCAAGUACAACGAUGAGUACGUCACCGAGGUCCAGAACGUGGAUGAGAUCUUCAAGAACGACUCGACUAGCAACCCUCCGACCCCAUAUUUCCUUGUUUAUGUCAACGAUAACAUGAAAGACCGUCUGGCAAACCCCGUCUGCCGUGUGAUAUCCGACAACACGUCCGAACUUCCCAAUCUGGAACAAGCCACCACCAUGGAGGGUAUUCAGCCCACCAGCCCUGUGCCGGACGUGAAUAUGGAACCCCCAUCCUAUGAGGAAGCGUCGGCCAUCAAUGGAACUCCAGGUACGGGAAAUAUCAAAUCCGACGCGGAGACCACAACAUGGCCCCAUCCUCGUCCUGCGACUGACUCGCAGCAGUAUUGGUAG
This is a messenger RNA of Penicillium egyptiacum, 3978 nucleotides long. The record is from the annotation of a GenBank genome assembly. Lineage: Eukaryota; Fungi; Ascomycota; Eurotiomycetes; Eurotiales; Aspergillaceae.